AUGGCGAGCCUGAAUCCGGCGUCGAUGCCGUUCUUCCCGGCAGGCGCGACUGGGCGCGGUGGAGGAGGCGACGAAGAUGGGCAGCAUCCGGGUUAUGGGCAACAUUACAGCCCCACCCCGCCGCCCAUGUCCAGCUCGCCGGCGGACCAGCGGGCGCGCAAGCCCUCGCCGCCGUCGCUGAGCAACUCGUUUACGUCAGCGAGCAGCGACUGGCGGCGUUCGCCGGCGCUGAACGGGCGGAGCAGCACGACGAGCAGCAGCCAGAGCCCGCCGCUCGAGGACACGCUCACACACCUCGACUCGAUCCCGCCCCACGUCAGAGGCGCCGUCGGCAUCAAACAGAACUUGAACGGCAGCUCGAGCGCAUCUUUCCUCGGCUCAUCGCCAGUCUCCUCGUCGCUCGGCUCCAGCUCUUACAUCGCCUCGUCCUUUGAUCUCGGCAGCCAGCAGAUACCGACCUCACUCGACGCCCAACUCCGCGCCUCGCCCGUGGUUCGCGAUAUAUUGGACCGACUUACGCGUCAAGAGACGGCGAACAGGGAAAUACAGUCUGGCCUCCAUGAACUGUCCCACAAGGUCGACAUUCUGCUUAACGCCGGGUUGGGUAACAUGAACGGCGGCGGCAUCGAGUUCCAAGACCCCUUCGCACCGGCGGGCCAGGACACGCGCCUGAGCGUGUCUCCUCUAAACUCUGGAGCUCUUCCACCGUCCGCGAGACCAUCCAUCGCCCUGCCGCCCCGGGCCGAUGACGAGAUCAGCGCGCGGCUGAACACGCUCACAAACUCGGUUGGUCAGCUACUCGCGCUCUCCCAGCAGCAAGCCAUCAGCGCCGGACAUCUCCCUCCCCAGGUCGACAUCGCGCCUAACCAGCUAGCACCGCCUACACAACAAGGUCCGCUUGGCCAUGGGCUGCCGAACAGGCCCGAUCUGCGGCAUGGUUCGAGAACGCCGAAUCCACCUAUGAGGACUUGGAGUGCUGGGAGCCUGGAUCUGCCUGUGCGCCCGGAUCUGAAUGGGAUGCAGCCGCCCAUGAACCGUGGAGGCCCGGAUUUACUGCGUGACAAGCGCCGUUCUGUCUCGACGAACUUGAUGCGUCGCGACUCCGCUGGUGACUUGAUGAACCGCGAUGGUUCUGGUCCAACUAUCGCCAAAUGGGAGCAGCUUAACCUUGCACCUGAGCUACUUCGCUCGCUGACUAAGUUUGGCGUCGGCCCGCCUAACAAGAUCCAGCAACGCGCUCUGCCCUUCCUGCUGCGUGGGGCCGACAUCAUAGCCCAAGCCCCUCCCACACAGGAACGUAUCGCAGCCUACGUGAUACCCGCGAUCCAUGUCGCCCUCGUCAAUGGUGCCGGACGCCCUCCCGUAUCUGGUCCCAUCGUCGUGAUGGUUAGUACGACCGUCGACCAGGCGACCCAGGCCCAACGCAUGAUUCGUGACCUUGGUGGUCCGAUAGGCGUACGCUCAGCUCUAGGCGUGGGUGCGGCCACCAACGACCUCAGCGCCGAAGUUCGCCUGCUUACUCAGAGCAUGCCGCAUAUCCUGUGCGGCACACCUCAGAAGCUGCACGCAUUCUUCACUGCUCCUGGUGGCCUGUCCGGCGCACACGUUCGCUUCCUUGUGCUGGAUGAAGUCGACCAGCUCAUUGCGCGCAACUUGCACGAUUUCAUCUUCAAUAUCGUCAAGCUGCUCCCGCCUCCCCGAUCGCGACCCAUCUCGGCUGGUACAGGCUCCUCGCCAGCUGUCCCUGGUUCAGGACCCGCCUCGAGUCAACUGUCUGCCUCGCUCGAUGCCCUCGGGGCAUUCUCUCAGGGCGCAGGGAGGCGCUUCAGCACCUCGCCUAUUCCGCCCGAAGCCUCACCUCAGUCAAACACUGGAGCUAUCGAGCGUCAGACGGCGUUAUUCAGUAACACCGUCCCCCAAGACGUGCUGAAUCUUGCGACCGCUAUCCAGCUCCGCGAGCCUGUGCGAGUCCUUGUACGCAGGGACGGAAAUGGCGCGACGCCCGAGGCAGGCGGCACGGCGAGAGGUCUGAGGCAGUUCUAUCUGUACCUUGCCUUCACAGCUUUCCCGACCGGUCGGUCGGGUUCCAACGCUGCUGAGCAAGGACUGGGUAUAAUUGGCUCCGGUCGCGGCGCAGGCGGAGGAGUCGAGAGUCAGCAAGCUCGCGAAUGGAAGCUUGAUGCGCUGUGCGAUCUGCUUGACGAUGUCCAGGCUACUCACGCGAUCGUACAUGUCGGAGGUCUCGCAGCGCUCGACGCGGUCGUGUACAAGCUCGCGGCGCAUGGACUCGAGGCCGUGCCUCUUCAUGGCGACAUGAAUUCCUCUGCGAAACUUUCGGCACUGCAACGUUUCCGUGCCGGACCCGUUGGCAUAGCCAACUCUGUCCUCCGUGCGCCAGCUCCUCCUGCAACGCGUGUACUCGUGGUAUACGACGUUCAGGUGAAGCCGCCUGAGGUCGCACACGUCCCGCUCGUGGUGAACUACGAUUUGCCGAAGGCGGUCGAGGAAUACGCGCAUCGCGUGCAGGCGGCCGUCGCGUCGGGCAAUGCGUCGAGACCCGGAGUUGUAGUCAAUUUUGUGACGGCAACGGGUGGAGAUGUGGAGAUGCUCAGGUCGAUAGAGUGUUUUUACAAGAUCAAAUGCCCGGAGGUGCCAAUCACCCUCCGUGACAUUAUUUGA
Peniophora sp. CBMAI 1063 is the source of this 2679-nucleotide messenger RNA. Lineage: Eukaryota; Fungi; Basidiomycota; Agaricomycetes; Russulales; Peniophoraceae. The record is from the annotation of a GenBank genome assembly.